Molecule: messenger RNA, 1065 nt
Organism: Trichoderma asperellum CBS 433.97
Lineage: Eukaryota; Fungi; Ascomycota; Sordariomycetes; Hypocreales; Hypocreaceae
Biological process (GO): mitotic sister chromatid segregation; mitotic cell cycle; kinetochore assembly
Cellular component (GO): nucleus; MIS12/MIND type complex; chromosome, centromeric region
Source: RefSeq, a predicted model, not a curated record
AUGGCGGCCACGAGCUCCGACUACGAGCUCCUAACAGAGCACUUUAGCUACCCCCCAGUGUCUCUCCUCGACGACAUCAUCAACACCGUCAACGUCCUCGCCGACCGCGCCCUCGACUCCGUCGAACGCCUCCUCCUCUCCAUUCCUCCCCACAAACUCGGCUUCGCCAAAAAACCAAAACAGCCAUCAUCAGAUCAGAACCCAAAUCUAUCCCCCGAAGAGGCCGCCAAGCUCGAGAUCGAAAAUGGCACUCACCAGCUCGAAACCCUCCUCAACGCAUCAAUCGACAAGAACUUUGACAUCUUUGAGCUGUACGUCAUGCAGAACAUCUUGACUGUCAGACCGCAGGACCAGCCCUACAUGCGGCUGUCACAUUAUGCCGGAUUGGAGUUUCCUGCGACCGAGGACGAUGAUGAUGCGGCGGCACAGCAGAGCGAUAAACCGACUACAGAAUCUAUUACCGCGCUGCGGAGAAGGCUCCAAGCAAGCCAGAAACUAAACGCCGUGUUGGAGUCUGAAAAAGCGCACAACGAAGCUCUCCUGCGGCGUCUCAGGUCGCUCCUCGGCGUGGAUACCGAUGCGACCAAGACGGAGGAAGAUCAACAGCAUGCAAUGGAUCAGGAUGGUGUGGCGGCGACGACGACGACGGCGACAACAACAACAACGAAGCCGUUUUCCUUCUUGCGCGAUAGAGGCGGGCUUGAAGAGAGCGGCGGGGAGCAGCCCAUUACGACGACGACGGAGUUUACGCUGUCGCAGCUGCAGUCGCUGCGUGCGCUGUCCGGGUCGUUGAGGAAGUUGUUGCCGGAACUAAGUGUGCCUGGAGAUGCUGCGACAGAAAACGAGACGGCGUCGUCAACUUCAUGGAGGAGAGAACGCGCAGAGUAUAUUGAAUCUUCGUCGCGGAAGUAUCUCGAGACGGUGGCGGGAGUGGAGCUUGGUCCGAGAGGCGAGGUGCGUGAUGGGGAGUGGCAGGGUGAGGGCAGGGGAUUGAGUAAAGGCGAGGUGGAAGGGUUAGAGAAGGUGGCGGCGUUGUUGGAGACGGAUGAGAUGGACACGACAUGA